AUGGGGAGAGUAAAACUUCAAAUUAAAAGAAUUGAGAAUACCGCUAACAGACAAGUCACUUUCUCAAAAAGAAGAAAUGGACUCAUAAAGAAAGCUUAUGAACUCUCUGUUCUCUGUGAUGUCGAUGUAGCCGUUAUCAUGUUUUCUCCUGCCGGGAGGCUUAGUCUCUUCUCCGGCAAUAAAAGUAUCGAAGACAUAUUAACACGAUAUGUUAAUCUUUCAAGGCGCGAGCGAGGACGUCUUCAUAAUGAAGAGUUUCUUCGCAGCAUUGCUGAUAAGCUAAAGGGCGAAACUAAUCAAAUGUUUCAAGCGAUGAGCCCAUUAAGUGCAGAUUUUGAGCAUGUGAAGAAGAUUCGACAAGAAAUAGUAAAUGGCGAGUCACAGAUGGAAGAAGUGAAAAAUCGACUCAGAAUAUAUGAAGGUGAUCUCUCUAAGAUGACAACUCUGCACGGGGUUGAGUUACAUGAGCAGAUCCUCGAAGAAACUCUUAACCGUCUACAUAUUCGCAAGGUACAUUUACUCGAUGCAAUACUUGUACAUUAAACCUUUGUAUGCGGCAAAAUCCAACUUUCACGAACUUAUGUUAAGCAGAAGCUUCUGAGGGCGACUAAUC
Molecule: messenger RNA, 613 nt
Organism: Argentina anserina (silverweed cinquefoil)
Lineage: Eukaryota; Viridiplantae; Streptophyta; Magnoliopsida; Rosales; Rosaceae
Product: agamous-like MADS-box protein AGL66
Exons: 7
Coding region: 1-543 (180 amino acids)
Biological process (GO): positive regulation of transcription by RNA polymerase II
Molecular function (GO): protein dimerization activity; DNA-binding transcription factor activity, RNA polymerase II-specific; RNA polymerase II cis-regulatory region sequence-specific DNA binding
Source: RefSeq, a predicted model, not a curated record